Messenger RNA from Corylus avellana, 2376 nucleotides. The record is from RefSeq and is a predicted model, not a curated record. NCBI's taxonomy places the organism in Eukaryota, Viridiplantae, Streptophyta, Magnoliopsida, Fagales, Betulaceae.
AUGGCAUCCACGAGUACUGACAUAGUCUCUUCGUCUUCUUCUUCAACAUCUCCACAGAGAUAUGAUGUUUUCCUCAGUUUCUACGGGGAUGACACUCGCUAUCAUUUUAGCGACCAUCUCCAUGAUGCUUUGCAACGGAAAGGCCUUUUCGUGUUUAGAGACGUUGAGAAGCUCGAGCGAGGAAAAUAUAUUUCUGAUGAGCUUCCAAAAGCAAUACAACAAUCCAAGUGUGGGAUCGCCGUUAUCUCUAAAAAGUACGCAUCCUCUAAAUGGUGUCUCGAUGAACUUGCAGAGAUGGUCAAAUGCCCAGGGCUUAGAGUUUUUCCUAUUUUCUACCAUGUGAAUCCAUCCGACAUACGAGAAGUGAGGGAAACUUUUGCAGAAGCUUUUGAUGGGCAUGAAAAAGAUCCCAAGGUUGACAUUCAGAUGAUGUCAAAGUGGAGAGCUGCUUUGAGAGAAGUGAGCAACAUGUCCGGAUGGCACCUACGUAAUGAUAGCGAUAGGUACGAAUCAAACGUUAUCAAAGAAAUUUGUAAUAGUAUAUCUGAUGGAUUGAGAACUUCUAACUUCUCAUUUGUUUCCGAGGAAUUUGUUGGAAUAAAACCCCGUGUGGAGGAAAUUAUGGCCUUACUUAGUAUAGAAUUGGAUGAAGUUCGCUUUUUAGGGAUUUGGGGGAUGGGAGGAAUUGGCAAAACAACUCUGUCAAAAGCCAUUUAUGAAGAAGUUUCUCAUAAAUUUGAUGCUAGUUGCUUUAUUGAAGAAACUAGAUCUCUUAGUCUAGUUGAUCUACAAAAACAUCUUAUUUCUCAUAUCCUAAAGGAAAGAGAAAUAAAUAUUUGCAAUCCAAGCAAAGUAAUAAGGAGCAGACUACGUACUCAAAAGAUUUUUAUUAUUCUUGAUGACGUGGAUGGAGAAAAACUAGAAGCAUUAGCAAAGAGACAUGAUUGGUUUGGUCAAGGGAGUAGAAUCAUUAUAACAAGCAGGGAUCAACAUUUGCUCAGGGAAUAUGUGGAUAAGAUCUAUGAGGUUAAGGUGUUGAAUGAUGCUGAAGCUUUAAAACUCUUUAGUUUGAAAGCCUUCAAGAAACCCCAUCCUGAAAAAAAAUUUGAGCAAUUGUCUAAGGAAAUUGUGAAUUACGCUGAUGGCCUUCCUUUAGCUCUUAAUGUUUUUGGUAAAUUAUCGCGUAGUAGAGAAUUGAAUGCAUUGCAGAGUGUCAGGGAUCUACUAAGAGAAAAUCCCAUUGCAGAAAUUUUGGAUAGACUAAAAAUAAGUUAUCAUGGAUUAGAGAAUUCUCAGCAAAAUUUGUUUUUAGAUAUUGCAUGUUUCUUCAAUGGAGCAUUCAAACAACUCAUCAUAUACAAACUAGAAGCUUUGGGUUGCUAUCCGAACAUCAAUUUGAAUGUUCUUGUGGAGAAAUCUCUUAUAACCAUCUCAAAGUUCGGAAAAUUGCAGAUGCAUGAUUUGUUACAAAAAAUGGGUCAAAAAAUAGUUCAUGAUGAGUCUACGGAGCUUGGCAAACGCAGUAGAUUGUGGCAUGAAGAGGAUGUCAUUAGAGUAUUGAAAAAUGAUAGUGGAACUGAUGCGGUUAGAGGCAUUGUCCUAAAAUUGCCUUUACAGAAAAAAGAGCGAAUAGAUGUUGAAGCCUUCUCAAAGAUGAAAAAUUUGAAAAUGCUUAAGAUUAGCGGCACAGAUUUACACAACACUAAUCUGGAAUGGCAUGGAAAUCCUUCGAAUUUCAUGAGCAAUGAGUUAUGCAUCAUGGAAUUUUGGGGAUAUCCUUUCAAAUCCUUGCUGGAAAAUUUCCAAUCCGACAAUCUUGUUGUGCUCAAAAUGCCUGGCAGCUGCAUCGAGAAACUGUGGGUUGGAAGGAAGAGUUUUAAAAAAUUGAAACACAUUGACCUGAGUGAUUCUCAAAACUUGAUCGAGACACCAGAUUUGAGCGGAGUCCCAAAUCUUGAGACACUAAAGCUUGCUGAUUGUACAAAUUUGUCCAAGGUCCACCCAUCCAUUGGAUGUCUAAGACAGCUUAAAGAGUUGAGUCUAGACCGUUGCAAGCAGCUUAAGUGUCAUCCAGUCGAGAUCUGCUUGGAAAAUCUUGAAAUUCUUAAUCCUUCUGAUUGUUCAAGACUUGACAAAAUUCCAGAUAGUGUGGGUAAUAUGACAUCUUUGCGAGAUCUUAUUUUGAACAGGACUGCCAUAAUAGAGUUAUCACUAUCAUUUAUGAUGUUGUCGUCUCUUGAAACUCUCCGGAUUUAUUGCUGGCUGGGAACAAAUUUACGAGAAUACCAGAUAUGGCUCAACUUUCUCGUCUUUGGUAUCUUGGCUUGGAAGAUUGUACUUCGCUUCAAGUACUGCCGAAGCUUCCACUGGGAUUAA